Klebsormidium nitens is the source of this 2388-nucleotide messenger RNA. NCBI's taxonomy places the organism in Eukaryota, Viridiplantae, Streptophyta, Klebsormidiophyceae, Klebsormidiales, Klebsormidiaceae. The record is from the annotation of a GenBank genome assembly.
GCUGACCAGAUAAAAGCGUCUGAAAGCUCUACAUUAGGUUUUGCAUUGGUGCAACACGAUCGCUCAACAUGGCCUUUGAACUGACCAAUAGGUCACUGCGACGCCAUUGCAGGGAGCUCAAGUUAUAUGCUAGCUGUCUAGAGCUCAAUGACGUCCUGCAUCUGCACCACAAGGGAAUCGAAAAACUGCAAUCAUUAGAGCCGUUUACUGGCCUGAGGACGCUUUAUCUUGAAGGAAAUGCCAUCAGAACAAUUGAGGGGCUCAACGAGCUCACGAAUCUUCGAUCACUGUCCCUGAAUCAGAAUCUAAUUUACGACAUCGAAGGCCUCGAGACGCUGAAGCAGUUGGAAGUGUUGGACCUUUCGGACAACCAGAUCAGCAAGAUCGAGAACCUGGCCUGCUGCCCUCUGCUGCGUCAGCUGACCAUCACAGGCAACAAGAUAGCAUCGGAGGGUGACGUCAGACACCUCAAGGAGUGCCCUAGCCUCCGCUCCCUGGACCUCUCCGGCAACAAGAUCGCCGACGAAACCGCGCUCGACGUCAUCAAAACCCUGCCGCUAACCCUGCUGCGGUUAGUGGGCAACCCCGUCGUCAGCACGACGUCAUACUACCGGAAGAGCCUCAUCGUCGCCAUUCCCACGCUCAAGUACCUGGACGACAGCCCGGUGUUUGAGAAGGAGCGGCGACUCGCGGAGGCGUGGGCCCGGGGAGGGCUUGACGCCGAGAAAGCGAUGCGAGGAGCAAUUCGAGACGAGGAGGUACAAACGCGCGAGCGGCAUCGACAAGCUUUUGAUGACAUGAUUGCGGAGACCCGCGCGAAUGCCGCGCGCGAGCGCCUCGAGGCCGCGCGUUCCGCUGCAGCGGAGCACAUUGUCAGCGAGGCCAUCGGAGCGGCCGUCGAAUCAACCAUGAAGGAAGCCGAAGCAGCGGAAACGGAACGGAAUGCAGCAGAAGCGGAACGGAAGUUGCACGAAAGAACAGCUGACCAGGAAGGAUUUGCAGAUGAAAGCAGUGCGCCCUUGGAUUCUGCUGGAGUUCCGGUGGAGGAAGUGGGAGCGGAAUCGGGUUGCGAAACGAGGGCGCCUUUGACUCUGGACAUCGACGGACUUCCGGCGGAAGAGACGCAGGGGUCCGCUGGCAGCCCGGCGGACUCUGACCACUCGUUCGAGAAGGUGGAGAAAGCGUCACCGGAAUCCAGAGGAAGCGGAAACGGAACUCCAGAAGCCGGCGGAAUUGGGGACUGGGUUAUGGUGGGCGACACAAGCGGCACAUCGACCCCCGAAAGGGAAGCGAGGAAUGAGCGAAACCGUAACAAGGAUGUCGAAUUGGACGUCACGGCGAUCGCGAAGCUCUCGGACGACGCGCGCGAGCACCGGGCGCGCGAGGAGGCUUUUCGGGCCGAGGCGCGCGCUCGCGCGCUCGAGCGGGCAGCAGUGCGCGCGGAGGAGGUCCUGAACAAUAGCAGUCACGCGCUGCUACUUGAGAGCGCACGCGCGCUCGGUCUCGCGACGAGCGGUCGCAACUCGCGGCGCGCAAGCAUUGAGAAGAGCGCGGGUUUGGCAACAGAUGCUGAAGAAGCGGCCGCGGCCAAGAGCGACGGGGUAGGUGAAGGAAAGCCCUUGGAGUGCGACGAUCUCCAGGAACUAGGAGUGGGCAAUAAUGAAGAGGAUGUCGAGGUCUUGACAUUGACGGAGCGGCGUCCUGUGAUUUGGGGAACUGCGAAGUUUAGGGACUUGUGGACGGGCGCGGUUCGGCUUGGGGAGGCCCAGGAGCCGGCAAGCGAAGCAGAGUUGGUGGGGGGAAAUGCGAAACCGCCUGAAGAAGGAGGAGAAACGCUUGGUGACGUCAGUCUGGGGUUGGAUGCGGUGGAUCUUGGGAGGGACGAUGUGACGUCGGACAGGGAUAAUUGCCGCGAAGGGCAUACUCUUGAUAACGUCUUUGGAGAGGAUGCCGCAGAAAGAGACGUGAAGCCAGAGUCUGAUGAAUGUGCAGAAACGAUCGAAGUCGGCCAGAAUUUGCUUAAGGAGAGCUGUGCGCCACAGGAAGCAGAGAGUAGCAGCCCGGUCGUUCGCAAGAUUGCAUGGCCGGUCCAGAAGGGGCACGUGACAGCAGGUGAUUGCGCAGAUUCUCGUGGUUCGAAGGUGGAACAAGAUUUGCUGCCGGGAUGUAACCGUGCGGUGAUAAGAGGAAGCGUAGAGGGCGAUAUCAACAAGCAGAUUAGUGCUGUGCCGAUGUUGACUGAAGAAGAGUCAGGUAACGAUAAUGCAGGCCCGUCUUUUGAUCAUUUUGAACUCGACGAGAUGGACUGAAGCGGGGUUGAAAGUAGAGCCGUUUUCCGUUCAUCUUCAAAAGUCUGCAAAAUUCAAGGGACCGAUAAAUCAUGCGAUA